UGACAGCGGUAAGGAUAGCGUUAAUUUCCGAAACUGCGGGUCGGCGAUGACAGGAAGUGACGUCAUUUCGCACAUGCGCGGAACCGAUCGUGUUGCUGUACGGAUAGAGUAGCGACAGUGUCCUUCCGGAUGGAUACAUUGUGGUUAAGAGGACGGUGCAUGUCGUAGGUCGAAGGUCGCUCUGGACGAUAAAGGUGAGUUCAGUGGGAAUUAUAAACGGUGUGAAAUCAGUAGACGGUAUGUCCGGGCGCGCGAGAGGAAAAUCACGUGGCAGAGAGUCUGGGGCCCCAGGCGAGCAACCACCUCUGCCUCAGAAGGAAGCUCAAGCCGCGUGGCCACCACCGCCUGAGAGAGAGCUCCAAGGGAGGGGAAGACAGAAAUCUGCCCCCGUGGUGGCGGCAGAAGGAGAAAAGCUGUAUCACUGCUUGGAGUGUGGGAAGAGUUUUACGUGGCAGAGGAGUCUCCAAAUACACCAGCGCAUUCAUACAGGAGUGAGACCGUAUCACUGCUCGGAGUGUGGGAAGAGUUUCACGCAGAAGAGUAAUCUCCAAACACACCAGCACAUUCAUACAGGAGUCAGGCCGUAUCAGUGCUCAGAGUGUGGGAAGAGUUAUAUUAAACAAAGUGAUCUCCAAAGACACCAGCGCAAUCAUACAGGAGUGAGGCCGUAUCACUGCUCAGAGUGUGGGAAGAGUUUUACGCGGCAGAGUAGUCUCCAAACACACCAGCUCAUUCAUACAGGAGUGAGACCGUAUCACUGCUCGGAGUGUGGGAAGAGUUUUAUGCGGCAGAGUAGUCUCCAAACACACCAGCACAUUCAUACAGGAGUGAGGCCGUAUCACUGCUCAGAGUGUGGGAAGAGUUUUAUUACAGAAAGUAGUCUCCAAACACACCAGCGCAUUCAUACAGGAGUGAGACCAUAUCACUGCUCGGAGUGUGGGGAGAGUUUUAUGACAAAAAGUAAUCUCCAAAUACACCAGCGCAUUCAUACAGGAGUGAGGCCAUAUCACUGCUCAGAGUGUGGGAAGAGUUUUAUUAAACAAAGUGAUCUCCAAAGACACCAGCGCAUUCAUACAGGAGUGAGACCAUAUCAAUGCUCGGAGUGUGGGGAGAGUUUUAUGUGGCAGACUAGUCUCCAAACACACCAGCACAUUCAUACAGGAGUGAGACCGUAUCACUGCUCGGAGUGUGGGAAGAGUUUUACGCGGCUGAGUAAUCUCCAAAAACACCAGCGCAUUCAUACAGGAGUGAGACCGUAUCACUGCUCCGAGUGUGGGAAGAGUUUUAUUACACAAAGUGAACUCCAAACACACCAGCGCAUUCAUACAGGAGUGAGACCGUAUCACUGCUCCGAGUGUGGGAAGAGUUAUAUUACACAACGUGAUCUCCAAAGACACCAGCGCAUUCAUACAGGAGUGAGACCGUAUCACUGCUCGGAGUGUGGGAAGAGUUUUAUUACACAACGUGAUCUCCAAACACACCAGCGCAUUCAUACAGGAGUGAAGCCGUAUCACUGCUCGGAGUGUGGGAAGAGUUUUAUUACACAAAGUGAACUCCGAACACACCAGCGCAUUCAUACAGGAGUGAGGCCGUAUCACUGCUCGGAGUGUGGGAAGAGUUUUACACGGCAGAGUAGUCUCCAAAUACACCAGCGCAUUCAUACAGGAGUGAGACCGUAUCACUGCUCCGAGUGUGGGAAGAGUUUCAUUACACAAAGUACACUCCAAAUACACCAGCGCAUUCAUACAGGAGUGAGACCGUAUCACUGCUCGGAGUGUGGGAAGAGUUAUAUUACACAACGUGAUCUCCAAAGACACCAGCGCAUUCAUACAGGAGUGAGACCGUAUCACUGCUCAGAGUGUGGGAAGAGUUUUAUUACAAAAAGUAAUCUCCAAAUACACCAGCGCAUUCAUACAGGAGUGAGGCCAUAUCACUGCUCGGAGUGUGGGAAGAGUUUUAAGCAGCAGAGUAAUCUCCAAACACACCAGCUCAUUCAUACAGGAGUGAGGCCAUAUCACUGCUCGGAGUGUGGGAAGAGUUUUACACAGCAGAGUAGUCUCCAAACACACCAGCGCAUUCAUACAGGAGUGAGACCGUAUCACUGCUCGGAGUGUGGGAAGAGUUUUACAUGGCAGAGUGGUCUCCAAAGACAUCAGAGCAUUCAUACAGGAGUGAGGCCGUAUCACUGCUCAGAGUGUGGGAAGAGUUUCAUUACACAAAGUAAACUCCAAACACACCAGCGCAUUCAUACAGCACAUACAAAAGAUUGUCCUUUUCCUGUCUGGAAUAUUUUAUUUAUAAAUACAAUAUUUUAAAAAAAGGUGUUGCUAAUAAAUGUAUUACCUUCUUUUCAGAUAAAUAAAUUAAAAAAAUUGCAGUCUGUGGCAUGUUUUUUUUUUAUUUUAUUUUUUUACAUGUGAUCGCCCCCUAUUUUCAUGAUUUUCACCUAGAUGACAUACCCACCUAAAAAGGGGCACAGCUCCCACAUUGACACACAGAGGUGAGCCUGGUCUCUGGAAAGAAGACAAUCUCUCAUAGAAAAAGUUUGAAGUCAAAAGACUCAAAAAUGGAUUUUAUAUGAAUUUUUUUCUACAGACAUGUCUGUCGGUUGUUGUUUUUCUUGUUUACUGUAUAACUUUGUAUAAAAAGGCUGCAUGCUCAGUUUAACCUGUAACCAGACACCCUGAGGCGAAGUUUGAGAAUUGCGCAAUAAAACCUUUGCGCAUGCUCUACUGCGCACCCCUCA
Tachysurus fulvidraco (yellow catfish) is the source of this 2746-nucleotide messenger RNA. RefSeq names its product zinc finger protein 850-like. The coding region runs from base 240 to 2315 and encodes 691 amino acids. Gene Ontology annotation, biological process: regulation of transcription by RNA polymerase II. The transcript has 4 exons. The record is from RefSeq and is a predicted model, not a curated record. Gene Ontology annotation, molecular function: DNA-binding transcription factor activity; RNA polymerase II cis-regulatory region sequence-specific DNA binding. NCBI's taxonomy places the organism in Eukaryota, Metazoa, Chordata, Actinopteri, Siluriformes, Bagridae.